AUGUCCGAAUCGACCAGAGCUUCCGCAGAUGACCAAACGCUCAUGAGCGUAGCCUUCAUCAAACGCAAAGCAGACUUGACGCCCGAGCAAUUCUACACGCAUUGGGAAACAGUCCAUGGACCACUCGUGAGACCAUGGGCGGAGAAGCAUGGUUUCGUGGGUUACACGCAGGUACACUGCCAGCCCGCGCUCAACAGCAGUGCGGCUCCGAUUGGUCCAGAAUCGAAGGCGGCGUCUCCACUGUCAGGGUACGAUGGGUGCGCGCUAUUGGAGGUGAAAUCGUUUGAGCAGAUGGCUGCCGCUUUCAAAGACGAGUACUACGUCUCUGUCAUUCAGCCAGAUGAAAAGAAGUUCAUUGACCAGAAGGUUGGCGUGCUCAGGUCCAGAGGGGAAGUGAAGCGGAUUCUUUGA
Molecule: messenger RNA, 411 nt
Organism: Neoarthrinium moseri
Lineage: Eukaryota; Fungi; Ascomycota; Sordariomycetes; Amphisphaeriales; Apiosporaceae
Exons: 2
Coding region: 1-411 (136 amino acids)
Molecular function (GO): oxidoreductase activity
Source: RefSeq, a predicted model, not a curated record